This is a messenger RNA of Syzygium oleosum, 1220 nucleotides long. RefSeq names its product aquaporin NIP2-1-like. Gene Ontology annotation, biological process: transmembrane transport. Gene Ontology annotation, cellular component: membrane. Gene Ontology annotation, molecular function: channel activity. The transcript is spliced from 5 exons. NCBI's taxonomy places the organism in Eukaryota, Viridiplantae, Streptophyta, Magnoliopsida, Myrtales, Myrtaceae. The record is from RefSeq and is a predicted model, not a curated record. The coding region runs from base 140 to 1003 and encodes 287 amino acids.
UCAAAAGAUUCGGAGAUAAAAGAGGAAGAGGGUACAAGAAAGGAGGGGCACAUAAGUCAUCAUAAAUAGCCAAGAACUCUCCUCCUUUUCGCCCAAAAGCCUCUUCUUAAACUUGUCUGGUCAUUCCUCGGACAAAAGAAUGGCGACGCAAGAUCCUGAGCUCAACGUCUCCAACAACGAGCUGCUCGCGGUUCGAAACCUGAGGUCGGCACUUGAACGAAGUGUUCUUCCCUUAAAGAGAUUGUAUGGGAAACACUACCCUCCUGGUUUCCGCAGAAAGGUGGUGGCCGAGAUAAUAGCGACGUAUCUGCUGGUGUUCGUGACGUGCGGGUCGGCGGCGCUGAGCGCGAGCGACGAGCGCAGGGUGUCGAGGCUGGGGGCGUCGGUGGCGGGAGGGCUGGUGGUGACCGUCAUGAUCUAUGCGGUGGGCCACGUCUCCGGGGCCCACAUGAACCCUGCCGUCACCCUCGCUUUUGCCGCCGUCCGACACUUCCCAUGGAACCAGGUCCCAUUUUAUGCUGCCGCUCAACUACUAGGAGCAGUCUCCGCUGCAUUCACGUUGCGCGUGCUCCUCGAUCCUAUCAAACAUGUCGGUACCACUUCGCCUUCGGGGUCAGACGCCCAAGCCUUGACCAUGGAGAUUGUGGUCACGUUUUCCAUGAUGUUCGUCACUUCGGCUGUGGCCACCGACACCAAAGCUAUUGGAGAGCUCGCAGGUAUAGCAGUUGGCUCCGCCGUAUGCAUAACAUCUAUAUUGGCUGGACCGAUAUCGGGUGGAUCUAUGAACCCAGCAAGGACCAUAGGACCAGCACUUGCCAGUCAAUACUUCGAGGGACUAUGGGUGUAUGUGGUCGGGCCGGUGACAGGGACUCUUCUAGGGGCUUGGUCUUACAAUCUUAUCCGGGUCUCGGAUAAGCCGGUACAUGCGAUUGCACCGUCGUUUUCAUUCCAACUUCGAAGAACGAGGAGCUGCGAUGGCCAGGCGAUCAAUGAACCCUCUUGAUGCUCUGUUAAAAAAGGGAGAGGUUUGCAUUGGUUUUUAGGAAAGCCAGCGUAAUACAUCUGCUUGAUCCUUAGUAUGGCUGUAUUUCUCGUGGUGACAUAUAUAUACAGCAAUGCCAACGGAUGCACUAGUGUUCUGACAUCUAAAGUGCUGGCACAUCUGCAUUUUUCUCUCUUUAUGUCAAUAUGGAAUGUAAUGUUCAAGUUUGCUUAGUUAA